GAGCGAUUCCUAGAGGAUCCACGUGGUUCUCUAUUCCUCUCCAGUGGUCCAUUGUCAGGGUACUCUCCUGUACAUGUGCGACUGUACCUGUUUCUUCCUCGCCCCUUCCCAAUAUCCAAGAUGGAGAUAGGGUUGGUGAUAAUCGUUCAGACGUUGCUGUGGAUGUCCCAAUCGUGGGCCUGGGAGAUCCUGGACGCCCCCGUGUUCGGGAGGCAGCAAGCGGCGCUCAUUCGUCCCGAACCUUCACCUUCCACGCACAGGCGAAACAAGCGGGCGACGCAGUACUCGACUCGGCACGUGAAUCCGCCGCUGGAGAUCUCGCCCUUGCCAAGGGCCCCCCACCCCGAUAUGCCUCCUCUGUCCUUCAGGGACAUCCAUUCCUUCGUUCAAAGGGCAUCCGAGGUCAUUCACCAGCGAUACGAGACCGUGGAGCCUCGGAUCUUCAACAGCGGAGUUAGGCAGAUCCCGGGGUCGGCGGCUUGGUUCCUGGCCGCCUCGGCCAAGACUAAGGUCGUAACCAAGAACAUCUCCAGAAUCGCACUCAUCUCCGAAGAAGCGACCAAGUUUAUCGCUCAAGAACUGAAGCUGAGCAAGGAGCAAGUGACGUACGGGCUCCCGACGGCGGACGUCAGGGGGACGGUCCUGGGAGACGAAUGCCCCGUCCAAGUGGAUUUCCCCUGUCAACCGAGGAAAUACCGCGCUUACAACGGAUAUUGCAACAAUGUCCAGAAUCCCCGGUGGGGAAAUUCCAACACCCGAUACCUCAGAUUCCUCCCGGCCGAUUACGCCGACGGUGUUGCGACACCCCGGCAGAGCAAGUCGGGGGCGUUCCUACGAAGUGCUCGAGAGGUGUCCUUAGCAUUGCACGAAUCUGCGGAUCGACCUCAUCCUCACAUGACUGCCAUUGCCGCUCUUUGGGCUCAGCUCAUCACCCAUGAUCUCUCUCACACUCCUCAAAUGGCGGGUUACUUGGGUCAACGGCUGAAAUGCUGCGGAGUGAGAUUCGAAGAUUUCCACCCGGAAUGCUACCCAAUCCGACUGCCGGACGACGACCCCGUUCACUCGAAACUGCGGAAAAAGUGUCAAGAGUACGCUCGUUCCGGAACGGCCCCUCGCACUGGAUGCACUCUCGGACCCAGGGAGCAGAUCAACCAGGUGACGUCGUUCAUCGACGGGUCCGUCAUGUACGGCUCCAGUCGGGAAGAAGUGGAGGAGCUUCGGACGUUGAAAGGGGGACUUCUCCUCUCUCAGGUGAUCCCCGCCGGGGAACUCUUACCCCCGGAUGAAAACGUCCUCGAUUGCAGAGCCAACUCGACCGAUCUCAGGUGCUUCAAGUCGGGAGACGUGAGGGUGAACGAAGACUUGGGGCUGGCGGGGAUUCAUACGAUCCUCCUCCGAGAGCACAACCGGGUGGCCAGGAUCUUGAGCCACCUGAAUCCUCAUUGGAACGACGAGACGGUGUUCCAGGAAAGCCGGCGGAUCCUCGGCGCCACCUUGCAACACAUCACCUACGCCGAAUUCCUUCCCGUCGUCCUCGGACAGGACUUGAUGGCCCAGUACGGAUUGGAACCCCAGAGUUCCGGCUUCUUCACCGGCUACGACAUCAACAUCAAUCCCGGAGUGGCCAACAGCGUCGCUUCGGCCGCCCUCAAGUUCGUCGCUUCGCUCAUGCUCGACGACCUCCCCUUCCGAUUUCCGGAUGGUCGAGUGGAGGAGAAGCCGAUCGGGAAGACUUUUUACGCUCCCUUCGACCUGUACUUACCGGAUCGGUUGGAGGCGCUGUUGCAGGGGAUGCUGGAUGCCCACGCGCAGACCGAAGACUCACACAUUGCCGAGUCCAUGACCAACCAUCUCUUCUACGACCCUGAAACCGGCGUGGGUCUGGACCUGGCGGCGCAGAUCAUUCAACAGGGCCGGGAUCACGGACUCGGGGGCUACAACGCGUGGCGGGAAUUCUGCGGGUAUUCGCGGGCUACCUCUUUCUCUCAUUUCCUCGAUGUCAUGUCCGAGAGUUCCGUCCGACUCCUUCAGUCCAUCUACGAGAACGUGGAAGACGUGGAUCUAUUCAGUGGGGGAUUGGCGGAAGUGCCGAAUCGGGGGGCCUUGGUGGGUCCCACUUUCGGCUGCCUCCUCGGCCGACAGUUCCAUUACCUUCGGCGCGGGGAUCGCUAUUGGUACGAGAACGACCUUCCACCGUCUUCAUUCUCCAAAGAUCAGUUAUACGAGAUCCGGAAGACGAGUCUGGCGAGACUCAUCUGCGACAACACCAACAUCGACUCGAUUCAGCCCCACGUCUUCCUGAGCAAAGACCCUUUCCUGAACGCGGUGAUGGCUUGCGACGGCGAGGCGCUGAAGGCGAUGAAUCUGAAGAAAUGGCAGACGCUGUCGCCGAAUUUCAUCGUCCCUUCCGACAUCUUGGAAUCGUCUUUCGACCGAGCUAAGAGGGACGUCGGCGCCAUCCGGACCGUGGAAUGGGAUCUCUACAAUCAAGAUCUGAGUGCAGACCCGAAGAGCCCAGUCGGGAGUGCAUAUGGCUUCCUUCGACCGAAGAGACAGGCAUUGCAGAUCUCCAAUACCUCCUUCGUCCUCCAGUUCGCUUCGGCUCGGUUCGUCAACGACCUGAUCGACGGGAAGCCGAGUCAUUCCAAAGACCUGGAAAGCGGGAGCCACGCCCCGCAGAACUUCCAGGAACUCAUGAACGCCUUGCCCAACAUCGACGUCACCGACAUCAUGGAGAUUCCCCAGGUGUUCGAAUGCGACGAGCAGACGCUGCCGUGCGAUCACACGUCCCGGUUUCCGACGCUCACGGGCUGGUGCAACAACCUGGAGAUCCCCGAGUACGGGAAAUCCAUGCGGGCCUUCGCUCGCCUCCUUCCAGCUCACUACCAGGACGGACUGAGCCGGCCUCGCAGUCUGUCGGUGACGGGGAUUCCCUUGCCGUCUCCGAGGAUGAUCUCCCGAAACAUCCACGACGACGUUUCUGCCCCUCACGUCCGAUACACCCUCAUCACCAUGCAGUUCGCCCAGUUCCUCGAUCACGAUCUCACCUUCACUCCCGUCAACAAGGGUUUUGGGAAUUCCAUAUUGGAUUGUCGGCGGUGUGACUCCCAGGAGACGGUGCAUCCGGAAUGUUUCCCGAUCAAGAUCCCGGAUGGAGACGCGUAUUAUCCCCGAAAGAAUGGGUCGUUGGAUCAACCCUUCUGCAUUGCCUUCACCCGAUCACUCCCUGGCCAAUUGACUCUAGGAUACAGGGAGCAGAUAAACCAAGUGACGGCCUUCCUCGACGCGUCGGCCGUCUACGGCUCGGACGUGUGCGAGUCGAGAGGCUUGCGGUCGGGGACGCGAGGCCUCUUGAGGGAUUUCCCGCACCCGGUUGGGUCCGGUUUCAAGCAUCUCCUACCUCGCACUAGUGAACAUCCGGAGUGCAAGGCCAAAUCCGGCUUCUGCUUCUUGGCCGGUGACGGUCGGAGCAGCGAGCAGCCGGGGUUGGCGGCGAUCCAUACCAUAUUUAUGAGGGAACACAAUCGCCUGGCGGAGGGUCUCGCCCUCAGGAACUCUCAUUGGACCGAUGACGAGAUCUUCAUUAAUGCCAGGAGGAUAUUAGCUGCCGAGUUUCAACAUAUCACCUAUAACGAAUUCCUUCCUCGGGUCCUCGGAUGGAAUGCCAUCUACCUCUACGGUCUUGACCUCCUCUCCGAUGGAUACUUCCAAGGCUACGAUCCGAAGUGCAAUCCGACGAUCGUGAACGAGUUCGCAACAGCAGCCUACCGCUUCGGUCACAGCCUCCUUCGACCGGAGUUGAAACGAAUGGACGAGCAAUACGGCGACCUGGAACCUAGUCUUCGCCUCCGGGACGUCUUCUUCAACCCGGAUCAUCUCUACGAACGGGGGAUGAUCGACGAACUGAUGCGGGGGUUCACGACCGUCUCCAUGGAGACCCUUGAUCAGUUCAUCACCGAAGAGGUCACGAAUCACCUGUUUGAAGACAAAAAAGUGCCCUUUUCCGGAAUGGACCUCGCUUCCCUUAACAUUCAACGAGGGCGGGAUCACGGGCUCGCCCCGUACAACGAAUACCGGGUGUUGUGCAACCUGACCCGAGCUCGGAGUUUUGAGGACUUGUCGCGAGAAGUCGCCCCUAACAACAUCCAGAAACUGAAGAGCAUCUACGCCCACGUAGACGACAUCGAUCUCUUCACUGGGGGACUGGCGGAAACCCCUCUUCAUGGCGGGUUGGUGGGACCCACAUUCGGUUGCAUCAUCGGCAUCCAAUUCCACCACCUCCGGGUUUGUGACCGAUUCUGGUACGAGAACGGGGAUCCGCUGACUCGAUUCACGGAGGCACAGUUGAACGAGAUCCGGAAGACCUCGCUGGCGAAGAUGGUGUGUGAGAACUGCGACACGAUCGGCCUGAUCCAGCGGUCCGGUUUCGAUCUUCCCGACCCCUUCCUGAACCCGAGGGUCCCGUGUAAGACUCUGUCCACGGUCAAUCUGGACCUGUGGCAGGAAAGGCAGAGCUGCCAGGUGAACGAAGUGGACAUCGGCCUCGGCGGAGCAAAUCGAAUCUCUCCCUGUGUCAUGUGUACCUGCACCAAAGAAGGACCGGUGUGUCAGUCGCUGAAGAUCGACAACUGCUUCCAGCUGGCUCGGGGAUUCAGUCCCGAGAACAUCCUCCACGACCACGUGUGCAAGGUCCAAUGUGCCUUCGCCUUCCGGGCUUUCCCCACCGUCUCUUCCCAAGCCCAGAACUCUCUCGGCUUCUCCUGAAUCCUCCUUCCCCUCUUCCUAUCCCAACACGGAUGGACUCAACUCGACAGUCUCGCACCCGGUGCCGAUCGUGAUCCCGAGAUGAUGAGAGAGAGGGAAGAGCAAGAAGCUCCAAGCUGUCCUCAAAAUUGUGUGCUUUCCCGCGUCUGUCGGAAUCAUUCCACAUCCUCAGAG
Darwinula stevensoni is the source of this 4938-nucleotide messenger RNA. Lineage: Eukaryota; Metazoa; Arthropoda; Ostracoda; Podocopida; Darwinulidae. The record is from the annotation of a GenBank genome assembly.